Emericellopsis cladophorae is the source of this 1584-nucleotide messenger RNA. Its product is annotated as Smr domain-containing protein -like protein. Gene Ontology annotation, molecular function: ubiquitin binding. The coding region runs from base 1 to 1584 and encodes 527 amino acids. The transcript has 3 exons. Lineage: Eukaryota; Fungi; Ascomycota; Sordariomycetes; Hypocreales; Bionectriaceae. The record is from RefSeq and is a predicted model, not a curated record.
AUGGAUGAUGUUCCGCUCAACAGGCUGAUUAAAUCAUUCCACACGCUCCUUGACGAGCCCCUCGUGGUAGCCAUUGCUGGCGAUCAUGAUCUGACCACUUCCGCUGGCUACAAUGCUGCCGAGCAAACGCUCAAAGGUCUCUCCCAGGACGUGGUAAUUGAGGAGGCUACAGCGUUCGAUCCGAGCGGCGCCUCGGGCCUAGACGACACGCCGGCUCAGGGGAUUCAAGACCACGCGUCUGCAACAAGCCAGAGCAAUGGAACGUCGUCACAUCAGCAACAAGCUUCUUCAACGGAUGCAUCCUCCACAGACCGCUCCGAAUAUAUCCCUCAGCUCACGUCAUUCAAUGACGACAGCGAUGAGACUAAGUUUCUCAACCUGCGAAGUAUGUUUGGCGACUUGAAGGAUAUCGACAUCCGAUACGCGCUGCAAAAGUUCAAUGGCAACUUUCAGGCCGCUCUUGACAGCUUACUGGAUAUUCAGAAUCGCAUCUUCGAGGGCGAGAAUGUCAGGGGCAUAGACGCAUUCUUCGAUGACAGUGAGGAGCAAUCAAGUAGAAGCAAAGGGAAAAAGAAAGGCAAGAAGCGCGCGGGCAAGGCUGCGGCUUUCGACUUGGACGUCUCAACCAAGGAGGUGCUGACGAAAAAUCAAGUGAAGGAGCUCAAGCACCAAGAUGAGAUAGCCUUCCUGGCCGACCACUUACUUCAACCCUUUGACCACGUAUCAGACGUGUACUAUCGGAAGAAGACCUCCAGCGGCGCGACGGCCGCUGCGAUAUUGGACCAGUACAGCGACCUUGGGAUUACCUCUGAAGAUGAAGGGAGCAUUGCCACCGCCAAGCGACUCGCUAAUGAGCACCCAAAGGUGCCUGAGCGAUAUUUUCUCACUCUGCUGCAGGUCACCGACCAAGGGACCCAGGACAUCGCGGCAUUGCUUAGCAAACACUUCACCAAGAACCCACACAAAGAGCGACUUCAACUCACUCAUCUCAUGACCCCAUUACCAAAUGAAGAUUUGGAAGGUCAUGCGGGUUCACUGCCCGGCAGCAAACCACUGACGCCAGGAUCAAGCAAGUCCCCACGUUCCGAGUCGCGCGCCUCAUCUGGUGGCAUGUGGGAUCAUGCGGAGGUCGUGAAGCGCAUCAACGAUGCUAAUCGCUCUCGUCUCGAUGCUUCAGCCCAGAGCACAAGCAUGAUCCGCAAGGGAGGCCAUUACCGCCAGGGGGCAGUGGUGUACCAUGAGCGCGCGAGAGAGCAAGCUCUCCACUCGCAUGCCAUGUCCUCGGCUGCUGCCGACCUACUCGUCGACAAGCAAAGCAGCCGUAAUAAGAUUGACUUGCACGGCGUGAGUGUGCGUGAUGGCGUGCGCAUUGCGAGAACCAGGGUCCAAGCCUGGUGGGAUAAUCUGGGCGAAUUCAGAAUACGCAAGGCGCGAGAGGACCCUUACACCGUGGUCACCGGCUUGGGCCGGCACAGCGCCAGUGGCGUUUCCCAGCUUCGGCAGGCUGUGUUGGCUGCAUUAUUCCAGGAUGGCUGGAAAGCGUCUGUUGAAACGGGCUGUUUUGUCGUCACCGGACGGCGUUGA